Molecule: messenger RNA, 1031 nt
Organism: Rotaria sordida
Lineage: Eukaryota; Metazoa; Rotifera; Eurotatoria; Philodinida; Philodinidae
Source: the annotation of a GenBank genome assembly
AAUGAUAAUUGACUUUAGAGAUAUUCUUUGUCUUAUCAUCUGAAAAAUCUUUAAAGUCAAUUAUCAUUUUUUAUUUUUGUUGAAUAAAAGGGUCCACGAAUGAUGCGCACGACGAAAGUUGCGCACGGAACGGAAAAUGAGGGUUUCGAAGCAGAACGAGCCAUUUCAAGUUCACUGCGCUCACCCUCACCUUCACUCACAUCCGCACUUCACAGCGUCAGUCAGAGCCCUCAGAGUCUCCGUGUGCAAGUUUCGUCGUUCAUAUCUUUCGGGAUCUCCUUGUUGUUAUAUAGUUGAAGAAUAGAACUUUUUCCAUACACCGAAGAAAAAAACUAAACAAUAACAGAUUGUUUUUCUUUUGAGGAGAAUAGGAGCUGUGGAUUUGGAGUUUACUAUUUUCAUCAUAUAGGGAGGAUUAGAAUUAGUUCAGUAUACGACAAUAUUUUUUCCAAAACUCCAAAAAAGAUUAUAUGAAGGAUAAAUAUGAAUUAAUAAUAGUUUUAUUUUAGAUGGUGAAUCUUAUUUGUUUAAUGCUCGUAAAUGUCUUGAAAAUAAAUAUAGAAAACGUGGUUUAGGAAAACAUUGUUAAAUAUUGUGGCUUAAUCAGUGUUCGAACCGGAUAUAGUAUUGAAGAACUUAUUUCCAAAAUAUUUCCUUAUUGAUAAUAACACGAUUCGUCUUUUAUUUUAUUCAUUUUUACUUUAAUAUAAAUUUACAUAGGUGGUGUUUAUCUUCUUGGUGGUACAAAUGGCGAAAAAAGUAGUUUAUUUAAUAGUCUUAUUAAUUCUGUUCUUUGUCAUAUUAAUGUACUUGAAUGUAUUCAACAUGCAAUUGUAUUAAAUCUUCCUCAUAAAAUUUUUGAAAAUAUUCAAUCAACAGUAAAAUGUCAUCAUCGAUUUGAAUCUGAAAUGAAUUUACCAAAAAGUGAUGUAUCAUUUAGAUAUUCAUCUGGUGAAAAUUCUUUUAAUGAAGAUCGAUCAUUUGAAUCAAUUGAAUAUCAUUAUAUAAAUUGUCGACGAAAGAAAAUGUGA